Homalodisca vitripennis (glassy-winged sharpshooter) is the source of this 5001-nucleotide messenger RNA. RefSeq names its product multidrug resistance-associated protein 1-like. The transcript is spliced from 34 exons. Gene Ontology annotation, biological process: transmembrane transport. Gene Ontology annotation, molecular function: ABC-type transporter activity; ATP binding; ATP hydrolysis activity. The coding region runs from base 131 to 4846 and encodes 1571 amino acids. The record is from RefSeq and is a predicted model, not a curated record. NCBI's taxonomy places the organism in Eukaryota, Metazoa, Arthropoda, Insecta, Hemiptera, Cicadellidae. Gene Ontology annotation, cellular component: membrane.
UUGCUCGUCAGUGCUCUGUAGAUUGUUUAAAGCAUGUCUUACGUUUUGUUAGUUACACAGUGUUAAAUUAUUUGUGGCAAAAUUAAUGUUUUUAUAAACCUAUUUUUGCGAUUUAUUAAGUAAAUAACUAAUGAAUCACACCAACGAAAGUAGAUUCUGUGAUUCACGUUUUUGGGAUCUAGAACAGACGUGGAACACUCCAGAUCCUCAAUUCUCUCCAUGCUUCGAGCAGACUGUCUUGGUCUGGGCCCCAUGCCUGUUUUUAUGGGUUCUUGCUCCCUUCGAGGCCAUCGUCAUCGUAAAGAGCAAGUGUCGAGAUUUACCAUGGGGAUUCACAAACACUACCAAACUGUUGCUGAACCUGGUGCUGAUAGCUAUUAGUGCAGUUACCUUCAUCAUGUCAGUAGUCCAAUACAUGGAAGGAAAGAAGUUGUAUCCUGGUGAGCUGUGGACUCAUGCGGUUAAAACAAUUACCUUUGUGUUGGCUGCAGUUAUCUUGGUCUGGGACAGAGUGCGGGGAGUUCACACCUCGGGAGGACUGUUUGUGUUCUGGCUGGUGCUCAGUGUGGCUGGGGUGUUCCAGUUCAGGACAGAACUGCGGCAAGCUGGGAAUACAGAAGAACCUCGCUACAAAUUUAUUCUCUACAUGGUAUACUACCCUAUAGUUCUUCUGAUGUUGAUUCUGAAUGUAUUUGCUGACCCACCACCUAGAGUUACCGACCGGCGAAAGACCGAAAACCCCUACCCAGCGGAUAAUGCCUCAUUUUUAUCUUUGUGCUUCUUCAGCUGGUUUAGUCCUCUCAUAUGGCAGGGUUACAAAAAACCUCUAACUCUGGAAAACCUGUGGAACUUGAGAUACCAUGAUACUUCCGCUUACGUUGUCGCAAAAUUUGAGAAACAGUGGAAUAAACUUCAGAAACAAAGUAUUAAGUUUUCUACUAGAGAGAGACAGAAUCAAUUGAAUGGAAUACUGAAGAAUCGAAGCAACAAACCAAAGAAGCCAGUUUCAGUCAUUGGAACCAUGUUCAGAACAUAUUGGAUACCCAUGGUUAGCGGAGCAUUGCUGAAGAUUGUAUCAGACGCCUUAGCGCUUCUGAGUCCUUAUCUUUUGUAUUUAAUGAUAAAGUUUGUGGAGAGCAAGGAUUACAUGUGGAAAGGUAUCCUGUACGCAAUCUGCAUAUUCGUAGCUUCCGAAAUGCAAACGUUAUGCCUACAUCACAGCGGUGACAUAAUGUACAACUUUGGUGUGAACUGGAGGACAACUAUCAUGUCUGCCAUUUAUAAAAAGGCUCUUCGUAUCUCCAGCUUUGCCAGGAAGACCAGAUCCUUCGGUGAGAUAGUGAACGUGAUGGCGGUGGAUGCCCAACGGUUGGUCGACACUAGUGCAUUCUUGCACCUCACUUGGAUCAAUUCCUUGUCAAUCAUAGCCUGCCUGUGCUUCCUGUGGAACAUACUAGGAGUGGCUACAUUAGCGGGCGUGGCUGUCUUGGUCAUUCUGAUCCCAAUAAACAUUGUGAUCACCAGCAGGGUGCGGACACUGCACUUGAGACAAAUGAAACACAAAGACGAGAGGGUCAAAUCUGUCAGCGAAGUUCUCAGUGGCAUUAAGGUUUUAAAGAUGUACGCCUGGGAGCAAAGCUUCAGAAAAUCAAUCCUAAACAUUAGAGAUAAAGAGUUAUCACUAUUGAGGACAGCAGCUUUGUUGAACGCAUCCACUUCAUUCUUAUCACUUUGUUCUUCGUUCCUGGUUUCUUUGGCAUCAUUUUGUGUUUUUGUCUUGAUUGAUGAACGUAAUGUGUUGACACCAGAGACUGCCUUUGUCUCCAUGGCUGUCUUCAACAUCAUGAAAAUUCCUCUCUAUUACUUGCCAACAAUGGUGGAGUUUAAUAUUCAGUUUUUUGUGGCUACCAAGAGAAUAAACAAUUUUUUGAAUGCUGAUGAGUUGGAUUUUACAUCAGUUUCUCACGACACAAGCAGAAAGGAAUCACUUAUCAUAGAAGAUGGGACAUUCUCGUGGGGCUGUGACAAGGAUGACAAGCCUAUUCUCCGCAGCAUCACAUUGAAGAUACAGCCUGGACAGUUGGUAGCAGUGGUGGGACCAGUUGGUGCCGGCAAAUCCUCGCUCUUGUCUGCCUUCCUGGGAGAAAUGGUCAAGAACUCUGGAUUUGUUAACACGAAGGGAAAUAUAGCUUACGUUCCACAACAGGCUUGGAUACAAAAUGCAUCUGUGAGAGAGAACAUUUCUUUUGGUAAAAGUUUUGACGAGAUAAAAUACAAUAAGACAGUGAAGAAUUGUGCUUUGACACCAGACUUGGAGAUAUUGCCUGGAGGAGAUGCUACUGAGAUAGGAGAAAAGGGUAUCAACCUGAGUGGAGGACAGAAGCAGAGAGUGAGUCUGGCACGAGCAGUGUACAGUGACGCAGAUAUCUAUCUGAUGGAUGAUCCACUCAGUGCGGUUGACUCUCAUGUUGGCAAACACAUAUUCGAUAAUGUCGUUGGCCCUAGGGGACAGCUGCACAAGAAGACUCGCAUCCUGGUGACUCAUGGAAUAGCGUUCCUGCCCCAAGUAGAUAUGAUUGUGGUGAUGAAAGGAGGAGAGAUCUUGGAGAGAGGCACCUUCAAGGAGCUGUUGAACAAGAAAGGAGAGUUCUCGGAAUUUCUGAUACAACACUUGGUGGAAACUAAUCAACCUGAGCUGAUUCCAGAAAUUGAUGAACUUGUUGAUAAAGAGGUAACUCAUUCAGUUGAAAGACGAAUUAGUAAGAGUGAUUCCGUGAAGACCAGUCCCUCUGUUAGCAAGGUUAAUGCCUCACGCAAACUCUCAAUCACAGAAAAGACCGAAGAAGAAACUCAAUCAGAUAUGAAUUCCACUGUGGGAACCAAAGCCCAAACUGCAUGUGGAGAUCCCACUCUACAUGAGCUGGAAGAGGUAGAGAAGAUGAUGUCAUAUCAGAUCAAGGAGACAGAAAUUGUUGAGAACGGACAGACAACAGGCUUAAUAUGCACAGAAAUUGACCAAAACAGCAAAGAUUCCGAAAUGGACACUUUGCUGAGGAAACCCCAAGAAUCAGAGAGAAACGUUGAGAGGACAUAUUCAUUAUCAGCAAUAGACAGAAAGUCUGAUUCUCAGCAUGAAGAGAAACAAACCAAACUGAUCCAAGCAGAGGUGGCUCAAACUGGUAGAGUGAAGAGAGGAGUAUACCUGCACUACUGCAAGUGUAUGGGAGUAUGGCUAGUGGUGGGGACAUUCAGUCUCUCCCUACUCUCCCAGGCCGGUGCUAUCCUCGCCAACAUCUGGCUGUCGCGCUGGACCUCGGACCAGUCAGCCACUGUCAACGGUACUCAGGUUCUGGACAAACGCAACUUCUACCUGCAGAUGUACUUUACCUUCGGUCUUGCACAAGUUGUCGCAGUAGUAGCGAGUACAUCAUUGUUGGCAAUUGCUACCGUCCUGGGUGCUCAGCACCUUCAUGAGUCGAUGCUGUCAAACAUCCUGCAUUGUCCCAUGAGCUUCUUUGACACAACGCCGAUAGGAAGGAUUGUCAACCGUCUCAGCAAAGACAUUGAUGUUGUCGAUAACAUGCUUCCCAAGAACUUGAGAAUGGCUCAAGAUGCUCUUGUGACAGUUUUAGGAACACUUGUGGUUAUCUUUUGGUCAACUCCACUGUUUGCCUUAGUGUUUGUUCCUAUUGGAUUUCUCUAUUAUUUUGUACAGAAGAUUUAUGUGACUACAUCUCGUCAAAUAAAGAGGAUCGAGUCAGUGACAAGGUCUCCCAUCUACUCUCACUUCAGCGAGACUUUGUCAGGAGUUACAUCAAUACGUGCUUACAAGGUGGAACAGCGUUUCAUAAAAGAACUACAAGAUAAGGUGGACACCAAUCAAGUCUGCUUCAUUCCCUCCUUCAGGUCCAGCAGGUGGUUGGGAAUCCGUCUUGAGACCAUAUCAAAUAUUUUGAUUUUCUUUGCAGCUUUUUUUGCUGUAUUAGGCAGAGAUUCUCUGGACCCAGGAAUCGUGGGACUUUCUGUUAGUUAUGCUUUACAGAUAACUUUUGUUAUGAAUGCUGCUGUGAAAAUGUCUUCAGAAAUAGAGACAAGCAUUGUUUCUGUGGAGAGGAUAAAGGAGUAUACUGAACUUCCUCAGGAAGCCGCAUUGGUACUGGAGCCCCGUCCUAAACCAAAAUGGCCUAACCAAGGAGUUGUCAAGUUCCAGAAUUACAAAGUGAGAUACCGUGAGGGACUGGACCUUAUACUGAAGGAUGUCUCCUUCACUGUAUUUGGUAGCGAGAAGAUCGGCAUAGUUGGUCGCACUGGAGCAGGCAAGUCCUCUGUCACACUCUGCUUGUUUCGUAUUAUUGAAGCUGCAGGUGGCCAUAUUUAUAUCGAUGACCUAGACAUUGCCAAGAUUGGUCUUGGAGACCUACGCUCAAAACUCACCAUUGUCCCUCAAGAUCCAGUGCUGUUUUCUGGGCAUCUACGCAUGAACCUGGAUCCAUUUGAAAUGUUCAGUGAUGCAGAUAUAUGGUAUGCUUUAGAGCUUGCUCACCUUAGUGAAUACGUCAAGAGUCUUCCACAAGGUUUGAAACAUCCUAUUGCUGAAGGUGGAGAGAACCUGAGCAUUGGUCAACGCCAGUUGAUGUGCCUGGCCAGAGCUCUGCUGCGUAAGACCAAGGUGUUGAUACUGGAUGAGGCAACAGCUGCCAUAGACUUGGAGACUGAUGACCUGAUCCAGCAGACCAUCCGCAGAGAGUUCCGAGACUGCACAGUACUCACUAUUGCCCACCGGCUCAACACCAUAAUGGACUCUGAUAGUAAAUGUUUUAUGUUACAGAGUUCUAGUGUUGGAUAAAGGGCUAAUCAAAGAGUUUGAUUCUCCAAAACAUCUACUGAAAUGCCCUUCAUCAAUCUUUUACGCUCUAGCCCAGGAUGCAGGCCUCGUGUAGAAGAAUCUAUCUGAUGUAGUUUUUGUCAUGAUUCACAGUAAAGUUGUCAACUGUGUAUUCA